AUGGGUACCUCAACCACAACACAAGAUUCCACAAUGUCAGAGUCCCCUCCCCCUCCGACCACAUUCAGAGAAGGCGGAUAUGGUUGGGUCUGCGUGGCUUGUACAUUCCUCAUGAAUGCCCAUACUUGGGGCAUCAACGCCGCAUACGGAGUCUUCCUCUCAUACUACCUCUCAAGCGAUAUCUUCCCCGGAACAUCAAGUCUCGAAUAUGCCUUCGUCGGCGGCCUGAGUAUCUCCUGCGCAAUGCUCAUCGCCCCACUAGCAACAUACCUCGACAAGCGCAUCUCAACCCGCUUCGUGCUUAAUCUCGGCGCCGUCCUUGAAACCCUAUCGUUCAUAGCCUCAUCCUUCGCAAAGAAGAGCUGGCAACUCUUUCUCGCACAGGGCGCAUGUUUCGGCUUCGGCAUGGGUCUAUGUUUCUGCGGAUCUGUGGGAAUCACAUCGCAUUGGUUCGAGAAGAAACGAAGCUUGGUCAACGGCAUUGGAUCCGCUGGAUCGGGAAUCGGUGGAUUGAUCUAUUCCCUCGCAGUCGGCAAAAUGAUUCCGGAACUCGGUCUACCCUGGUCAAUGCGUACGUUAGGAAUCAUUUGCUUCGUGGUGAAUAUACCCUGUGCAAAUCUGCUGCGGGUUCCAUCGCAAAAACGAUCAGCUACAAGCGUGAAAGCGCCGACAUUUCCCUUAUCGCUCUUUAAACGACUCGAUUUCGCCCUGCUGCUUGCUUGGGCUUUCCUCAGCGCGCUGGCUUACGUCACUUUACUAUUCAGUUUGUCCAGUUAUUGCGUUGCCAUUGGUUUAACCCAGCAGCAGGGCAGUCUUGCAAGCGCACUACUUAGUCUAGGCCAGGCAUUUGGACGUCCAGCAGUCGGUUUAUUGAGCGAUCAUUUCGGUCGGAUCUUUAUUUCAAUGAUAGCCUCGUUUCUUGCUGGACUGCUGUCACUGGUUAUCUGGAUUUUUGCCAGUUCCGCUGGACUGACGUACUUCUUUGCUAUCAUUGUUGGCUUGUUCGCUGGCACGUUGUGGGCAUCUGCUGCCCCCCCUUGCCGCGGAGAUUGUGGGAAUUCAACAUCUCGGGACUGCGCUGGGGGUUAUUUGCUGAGGAAUGAGGUGGGUUCUUCGAAACCGUAUCUUCGCGUUCAGCUGUUUGCGGGAUUUGUUUAUGUUGGUUCUGCGGCCUGCUUGGCGUGGUUACUGAUUGAGGUUAGGAGGAAGCGAAGGGUGGCUCGUCUUGAGACGGAUAAAUCUGAUCUCUAG
Penicillium waksmanii is the source of this 1251-nucleotide messenger RNA. RefSeq lists its product as uncharacterized. Gene Ontology annotation, molecular function: transmembrane transporter activity. The record is from RefSeq and is a predicted model, not a curated record. Lineage: Eukaryota; Fungi; Ascomycota; Eurotiomycetes; Eurotiales; Aspergillaceae. The transcript is spliced from 3 exons. Gene Ontology annotation, biological process: transmembrane transport. Bases 1 to 1251 code for a protein of 416 amino acids.